This is a messenger RNA of Aegilops tauschii subsp. strangulata, 563 nucleotides long. RefSeq lists its product as uncharacterized. The record is from RefSeq and is a predicted model, not a curated record. NCBI's taxonomy places the organism in Eukaryota, Viridiplantae, Streptophyta, Magnoliopsida, Poales, Poaceae.
GUGGAUUAUCUCAACAUGUCCCCGAAGCACGUUAUGACCCCAGUUCCCAAACCCACGUUCCCGAAUCACGGCGGCGGCGGCGAGGCUUUUCAGGCCGCCGGCGGCGAGGCGUUUCAGGCCGGCGGCGGUGCUGGUUUUUUCAGGCCGGCGGCUGUGCGGGUCUUCAGGCCGACGACGGCUGGACGAAGGCGGCGGCCGCCAUGGCUGUUAUGUCUGGGCGCCGGCGACGAACGGAAGAUGGGCGGCGGGGCCAACCCAAGGUCGACGAAUGGAAGAUGGGCGGCGAUCACAUCAUCACAGGAUGUGGAGGUCCCCAAGUUUGAUUUUGGGCUGCCCAGGAACCAGUUUGAUGCUGAGAAAGUUGCCCAGGAACCAGUUCGAUUUUGGGCUGCCCAGGCACAAAAUGCAGAAGAAGAUAAUGUCAAGGAUGAACAAGGAGAGACUGGACUGUAGGAUAGGAUGAUUCAGUAUUCUGUUUUCACAAGAUUUUUGGCCUGUGAUUGGAAGUGAUCGGAAGUGUAAUGGAUGGAGUAAUUGAUGCAUGUACUGAAUGUAUUAUUUUU